CGUGUCCCUACGCCCGCCCGUGCAAGACGUCGUUCUUCCCGUCUUUCACGCGUGUAUAUCAUGAUGUCCUCGCAGCCAUCGCCAACGAGCACGUUGCAUGAUCCUGUCCACAUACAUCCCCAUCUGGAAGAGGAUCUUAGACAAGAAUACGAGCUCCGCGCAGAGGAGUAUGGCGGAGACGAUCCUCGGGAGCCCCCAUCCAAAGAGCAGGGUGCCAUCCCUGUCCCCGAGCAGGUCGCCACACCAGAUCCGAACAAGGUCGCUUGGGAUGGUCCCGACGAUCCCGCAAACCCUCAGAACUGGUCGAACAGGAAGAAGUGGGCGGUCACUUGCUUGUGUGUGCUUAUGACCGUGAACGUGACAUUUGCGUCUUCCGCGCCGUCAGCUGCAGGAUCUUUCAUCGCAAGGGAGUUUGGUGUUAGUACCGAGGUUGGCUAUCUCGUCACCUCGAUUUUCCUUUGCGGAUACGUCGUCGGCCCUCUCUUGUGGGGCCCCGGCUCAGAGCUCUACGGCCGUCGAAUCAUCUUCCGCUUCUGCCUCGCCAUCUAUGUCAUUCUCCAUCUUGGUCAGGCGCUCGCGCACAAUAUGCAAACGAUCCUCGUCACCCGCUUCCUUACCGGUGUGUUCGCAUGUGCCCCUUUGACAAUCGCCGGAGGUGUCAUUGUCGACAUCUGGGAUCCCGUUACCCGUGGUACCGCUACGGCGAUCUUCUCGGCCGGUGUGUUCGUAGGUCCCGUACUUGGCCCUAUCGCUGGAGGAUUCUUGACAAUGAGUACCCUCGGGUGGCGUUGGGUCUUUUGGGUCAUGAUGAUCUUCGCGGGUGCCUGUACCAUUCUGGCCUACCUCUUCCUGCCCGAAACGUACGCCCCUGUCCUCCUCCAGUGGAAGGCACAGAAGUUGCGGAAGGUCGACCCCGUACAGAACGCCAAGGUCUACGCCGAGCACGAGCGAUCGGACUGGUCCCUGCGCGGUAUCAUUCAUCGUACUGUAUACCGUCCGAUCCAGAUGCUUAUCCGCGAGCCGAUCCUCCUGCUCGUCACCAUCUACCUGUCUCUCGUCUAUGGCGUCCUAUACGCAAUGUUCGAAGCCAUCCCCGUCAUCUUCAUUACCACCCGCGGCUUCAACAUCGGCGAGUCCGGCCUCGUCUUCAUUGGAGUCGGCCUCGGCACCUCCAUCGGCGCCUACCUCACCAUCCCUCUCUCCAAGCACUACCCCGCACUCAUGGUGAAGUGGCGCGGCUUCCCGCCCCCGGAGGAGCGCCUCUACGGCGCGAUGAUUGGGGGGCCCAUGCUUGUCAUCGGCGCGUUCUGGCUCGGGUGGACCGGCCAGUAUUCCAGUAUACACUGGAUCGUGCCCGCGCUCUCCACGGUGCCAAUAGGCGCGGCCGUGUCGCUCGUGUUCAACUCGUUCCUGGCGUAUCUCGUCGACACGUACCUGCAGUACGCCGCGUCCGCGUUCUCGGCGAACACGAUCAUCCGCUCGUGCGUGGGCGCGGCGUUCCCGCUCUUCACCGUGCAGAUGUUCCGCGGCCUCGGCAUCAACUGGGCGUGCACGCUCAUCGGGCUGUGUGCGCUGCUCCUUGCCCCCAGCCCGUUCCUGUUCUACAAGUAUGGGACGUGGGUGCGGGCGAAGUCGAAGUUCUCGCCGUGUCUCGAUCUUGCGAUUGCGAAGGAGAUUGCCGCAGAGGAAGCCGCUGCCACGGAGAAGGGUGCGCAACAGGCGUAGUGCCCUUCCGUCUCUCGCCUUCGUCUCGUUCUCCUAGCAUCUGGAUACCGGACUUGCGCAGGUCCCUUCGACUCCGUCACGCCUUGUACAUAAGUUAUUCUCUUCGGUACCCUUCGAGUCUCAGCCUAGGUCUUUUGGGGUUCGGUGGCUCGCCUGCAUGCCUUCCACGACGGACUUCGAAUCGCUUUUCUUCAUAGACGACACGCUAAUCGCUGUAUCCACUAGCAUUCCAUACUAGUAGUGACUUCCACAUGCAUCUACUACAUGUUCGCUUGCAUAUCAGGCAAUCUUCUCUGCUUUUUCACGUCUUUCUUAAUCUCACGACCCGAACUUCAUGCCUUAGAGAUACGUAGUGCCAGCAAUACACAUUCUUCACCCCAUGCUACGCGA
Molecule: messenger RNA, 2115 nt
Organism: Dichomitus squalens LYAD-421 SS1
Lineage: Eukaryota; Fungi; Basidiomycota; Agaricomycetes; Polyporales; Polyporaceae
Product: MFS general substrate transporter
Exons: 5
Coding region: 64-1725 (553 amino acids)
Biological process (GO): transmembrane transport
Molecular function (GO): transmembrane transporter activity
Source: RefSeq, a predicted model, not a curated record